Molecule: messenger RNA, 3612 nt
Organism: Ogataea parapolymorpha DL-1
Lineage: Eukaryota; Fungi; Ascomycota; Pichiomycetes; Pichiales; Pichiaceae
Product: Protein involved in pre-mRNA splicing
Exons: 1
Coding region: 1-3612 (1203 amino acids)
Biological process (GO): mRNA splicing, via spliceosome
Cellular component (GO): nucleus; U2 snRNP
Molecular function (GO): U2 snRNA binding; protein binding
Source: RefSeq, a predicted model, not a curated record
AUGUCUCUCAAUCCAGACUUGUUCCUGUACAACCUGACUAUUCGGCCCUCAGUCACGGCUGUUAAGUGCUGCAUAGGCAAUUUUACCGGCAAUAGAAGACAACAGGAGGUUGUGAGGGCUACGGCCACGACUCUUGAGCUGUGGAAAUUGAAUAGAAAUAAUGGUGACUUCUACAAAGUGGUGGCACAGAACACUUUCAGUCAUAUUAGAUCGAUAGAGGCUCUGAAGAGCAGUGGGUCAGAUAAAGAUUUGCUGAUUAUCACCUCGGACAGCGGAAAUUUGACUGUAUUAGAGAUGAAUAAUGAGAAAGGACGAUUCGAAAGCGUAUCUAACGAACCGUAUUUCAAGACGGGUUUGCGAAGAAUUUCUCCUGGAGAGUACAUUGCUGUGGAUGGACGCAGCAGAGCUGCCAUGAUUAGCGCCAUCGAGAAAAACAAGUUUGUCUACAAGUUCACUUCAGAUCACAGAAGUAGACUCCAAGUUUCGUCUCCAUUGGAAGCGAAUAAGUCCAAGGUCUUAACAUUUGGCGUCUGUGGAAUGGAUGUUGGGUUUGAGAAUCCGCAAUUUGCUGCCUUGGAGUGCGAUUACUCGGAUUUCGAGGAAAAACUCGAUAAAAAGAUGCACAAGACCUUAUGCUACUAUGAGCUCGACAUUGGGCUCAACCACGUGGUGAAAAAGUAUAGUGAGGAGGCCAGUUUUUCCUCAAACUUUCUGCUUCCUCUUCCUGGAGGCACCCAGGGUCCUUCAGGGGUGCUGCUAUGCUCGGAGGGAAUAAUCCAAUAUAAAUGUCUGUCCAAAAUGACGCACACAAUUCCUAUUCCAAGACGAUCCGGGGACAAGACACGUUCGCGAAUUGUCUGUGGAGUUGUGCACACGCUGAAAAACAGCUUUUUUGCACUCUUACAGAGCGAGCUUGGUGACCUGUUCAAAAUUACUCUUGACUACGUUGUCCAGGACAGUGACGAGUCUCGAGGGGAGGCCGGAAUGGUGAACUCGAUGGAAAUACAGUAUUUUGAUACUAUGCCUGUGUGCACGUCGCUGUUGAUUUUUAGAGCCGGAUUCCUUUACGCUAAUUGCGAAUCUGGCGACCAAUAUCUCUAUCAGUUCGACAAGCUGGGAGACGAAAACCAGAGAAAAUUCAGCUCUCAAGAUUAUCCGGAUGAAGUUGCUGUUUUAAGCGACGAGACAACUCUGUUUGAACCACGGCCGCUCGAAAAUUUGAAUCUUGUGAAUAUAGUGGAGAACAUCAACCCGCUGAUCGACGCAAAAUUAUACAAUUCCAAUGAGACCACCAGUUUGCCUGUGAUAUACUCUCUUUGCGGCACGGGGCCCCGCUCGGCACUCAAGGUGCUGAACCACGAGCUGCCAUUUAGCGAGGUUGUCACCCAAGAGCUGCCGUCGGUGGUGCAAAAGGUGUUUGUUUCGAAGCUCAACAGAGACGACGAGUACGACAAGUACAUCGUUCUCUCAUUCGUGGACGGGACUUUGGUUUUGCGUAUUGGCGAGGAUGUUGAGGAAGUGGAAAAUAGUGGCCUGGUGCUCGAUACAAACACGCUGGGCGUUUUUCAGGUUGGUAGUACUGCGCUUGUCCAGGUGCAUCCAAACGGCGUGAGACAGGUGUUCUACGUCGACGAAACGCCCCAGAAAACCAUCGACUGGGCCCCACCUGCUGGAAUCCGCGUUCUGCACUGCUCUGCAACCAAUUCACAGCUUGCUAUCGCAUUAUCAAACCGCGAGAUCGUGUACUUCGAGCUAGAUGAUUUGGACAAAUUAAUAGAGUACAACGAGCACAAAGAGCUCGCUGCCCAAAUCACAGCGCUCACCUUGGGAGAGGUGCAAGCGGGUACUGCCAGGUUUCCGUAUUUGCUGGUUGCAUGUCAGGAUAAAACGCUGACGGUUUUUUCUACGGACCCGGAGUCCACUCUCGAGAUUGUCGGCGAGGAGAUUUUGAGCUCGGCAGCUUCUUCUCUAAUGGCAUUCUAUAUGAAAGACACGGCCAUUGUGCUCAACAAAGACGCUGGAGAAGACGACGAAGACGAGCCCGAGCUGGCUACCUCGCUUCUGUACGUCCACAUCGGCAUGGAGAGCGGUGUGUAUGCGCGGUUGCAGAUGGACCCGCAAACGGGCGAGCUGUCGAAUCCGCGAAACAAAUAUACGGGUCCACGCCCUGUGCAGCUGUCCAAGAUCGAGGCCGUGGGCCAGAAUGCAGUCUGCAUUUUCUCAGCCCGUACUUAUUUGGGGUAUACUCGUCCUUCUGAAUUCAAAAUCACACCGUUGACGAAACCGGUGUUUCAGCACGCAUGCUCAUUCAGAAGCGAAGACAUUCCAGAGAACGGAGUGCUGGCUGUCUAUGGCAACAGUUUGACGAUUAUGACCAUCGACCAGUUGGAGAACGACACCAUUAUCGAGAGCAUUGCGCUCAGAAACACUCCUAAAUACAUGUGCGACUGCACCGACAAAAACGGCAUGAUGUAUGUUCUGGAGGGCGACAUUGACACCAAGCGCGACAUCGAAGAGGAGCGCAUCGAGGAGUAUCAGCAAUUCGGCUAUCCAAGAGCGCCCGGUGCGUGGGCCAGCUGUAUUCAGACGGUCGUGGUGGCAGACAAAUCAGUGGUGCAGACGAUCGAUCUGGGAGACGAAACUGCGUUCAGGGCGUGCUGGGUGAACUUUGAGAGCCGCCCGGGGGAGCCGUUUUUGGCCGUUUCUUCAGCCAAGAACCAGCAACUCAGCCCGCCUCGCAAUGACGGAGCGUACAUCCAUCUUUAUCGCAUCUCCUCGAAUGGCACUCUGGAGCUUUUCCAAACGACAAAAACAGAACAUCUCUCGCUGGCUCUUACAGCCUUCCAGGGAAAGUUGCUGGUCGGGGCCAAGAACGAGCUCAUCUUGUACGACAUCGGCCAGAAACAGCUGGUGAAACGGUCCAGCACCAGACUCGAGUGUUAUGAGAUUGUCGACCUCAAAACGCAAGGAUUCCGGGUCAUCGUUAGCGACGUGCGCGAUAGUGUUCGAUACACAGUCUACAAGCCCUUGGAAAACUCGUUUGUCGACUUCAUCGAUGACACCAUGCAGCGGCACGUGACCCGCACCUUGCUACUCGACUACGACACAGUCGUGGUUGGCGACAAGUUCGGCAACAUUUCGGUUCUGCGGUGUCCCGAGCAGAUUUCGGAGAUGAGCGACGAGGACAACCACGGAUUUUUGGUGAAGAUGCGCAGGACAAAGCUGGACAAUCCUGUGAACUACUACGUUGGAGACAUGCCGACGUUUUUCCAGAAAGGCUCGCUCACCAUUGGAGGCGCUGAGUCGAUCAUUUACGGCUGUCUACAAGGACAGAUGGGGUGUCUGUAUCCGAUGAAGAGCUUGUCCGAAAUCAACUUCUUCAAAGAGUUGCAGAGGCUGAUCAUACACGAGUUUACGUCUUUGACAGAUCGCGAGUAUCUGAAAUUUAAAGGCUACUACAACCCGCCGAAAAACAGCAUUGACGGAGACCUGAUCGAGGAGUACUAUCGUCUCGGCCCCGAGAAACGGAUCCGCAUAGCAACCAAGAUGGAUAGGUUGCCGCGGGACAUCGAUCGCCGCAUAAGCGACAUGCGAUCGCGGAUCGUGUACUAG